Oncorhynchus tshawytscha (Chinook salmon) is the source of this 3194-nucleotide messenger RNA. Its product is annotated as protein transport protein Sec24C. Gene Ontology annotation, biological process: intracellular protein transport; endoplasmic reticulum to Golgi vesicle-mediated transport; COPII-coated vesicle cargo loading. The transcript has 19 exons. NCBI's taxonomy places the organism in Eukaryota, Metazoa, Chordata, Actinopteri, Salmoniformes, Salmonidae. Gene Ontology annotation, cellular component: COPII vesicle coat; endoplasmic reticulum exit site. Bases 187 to 2793 code for a protein of 868 amino acids. Gene Ontology annotation, molecular function: zinc ion binding; SNARE binding. The record is from RefSeq and is a predicted model, not a curated record.
UAUCCUCCAUAUCCAAGUUCAAACCAAGGCUUUGUGAAUGGCCCUCCUGUGACGUUGACAAGUCCAAACCAAGGCUUUGUGAAUGGCCCUCCUGUGACGUUGACAAGUCCAAACCAAGGCUUUGUGAAGGGCCCUCCUGUGACGUUGACAAGUCCAAACCAAGGCUUUGUGAAUGGCCCUCCUGUGAUGUUGACAAGUCCAAACCAAGGACCUCCCAACAGCAGUUUUUCCUCCAUGUCACCAUGUGGGAGGCAGAGCCAACAGUGUUCACACCCGUAUCCUCCACAACUCACCUCACCAGUCCAGCAGCAACCUCAAUGGGCCCUGCCUCAGCAACACUAUAGUCACAGUGGUGUAAUGUACAAGCCUGGUGCCACCUCACAUCCUGUACAGGAGGGUACCACCAUGCAACCGUCCUGUCCGUCUCUGGGGGACAGUGGGGUGUCCGGCCCCAGCUCACCUAUCUCAGAGUCACGCUAUGGCCUACACCCUCAGCUUCUACCCAGCGCUGUGCGUAUGAUGGAGGAGGACAGGACAGCGUGGGAGGGGAAGGUGUUUGUGUCUGAACCCAUCUCCUCUCUACCUCCGCUGGCUACCACAGACUGUGUCAUGGAGGACAGAGGUAACUGCAGUCCUCGGUUCAUCCUUUCUACCUCCUACUGCGUUCCGUGUGAGGGCCAGACGGCCCUCCAGAGCCACCUACCCCUGGGGGCCCUAGUCAGCCCUCUGGCUAAGCUACACACAGGAGAGCGCCCCCUGUCUGUGUGUAUGGAGGCAGACACUGUAAAGGGCUGUGGGGAGUGUGGGGCUUACAUGUGUUCAGCUAUGGGAUGGCAGGACUGUGGACAGAGAUUCUACUGCCCAUUCUGUGGGAAACUCCGUGAAGUUGGAUGGCAGCAUUACCAGCCAACACAGGGAGUAGAGGGGAACAGAGUGGACAGAGAGCAGAGACCUGAGCUCAGUCUGGGCUCCUAUGAGAUACUGGACAGUCAACAGGAUGUGCCUGCUGCUGUGUUGCUCCUGGCUGUGGAUGUGUCUGCAGCAGCACUGAGAGGAGGACACCUGGAGCUCAUCAGUCAGCAGCUACGUUCUCUACUCACAUCACUAAAUAGGGAGGAAGGUGCGUUCCAAUCAGAUGUCCGUGUGGGGUUGAUGACCUAUGACAGCCGGAUCCACCUCUAUGACCUCAGCCCUGCCCUGUCCCGCCCACACAUGCUGGUCGUCACAGAGACUGAGGACCUGCAGCUUCCUGUGAGGGAGGGGCUUCUGGUUCCACUCAAAGACUGCAUAGACAGUAUCAACAGUGUCCUGCAGCGUAUCCCUCUGUUCAGUGCAGAGUUUGAGGAGGCCAGUGGCGUUCUCCUGGAGCUGCCUGUCAAGGCUGGACUGGUCGUUCUACAGGAGUUGGGUUGUCCUGGCAAGCUGCUGGUCUUCCAAACUGCUCCCUUCACCGAGGGGACACACACACACAACUCCUCUAGCUUCUUCAGCUCCAACAAACCAAAGUCUCUGUUUCAGCCUCCGGACCCUGCUGUCUCAUUGGCUAAGGAGUGUGUCAGUCAGGGCUGUGGCGUGCACCUGUUUGUGUUCUCCCAGCAGGAUGUGGGUGGGGCUUGGCCGGGACAUGUUCCUUACCUGACAGGUGGAGAGCUGCACUGCUACCACGGUCUCCAGGGAGAGCUGGACAGGGAGCGUUUCAGCAGUGACCUGAGGAGGACUGUAGAGACAGAGACGGGCUAUAGAGCCACACUCAGGGUACAUGUCAGUAAAGAUCUGCGCGUGUCAGGGUGUUAUGGCUCGUUCGUCCCCGGGCCCAACCCCGCCCACGUCACCAUGGCAACCCUUGAUUGGCGUACGACACUGGCCGUUGAGUUAACACACAGCAGAGCUCUGGACGAAAAGAGGGGCGUGGUCGUACAGACCGUCCUGUCCUACACCAGCCAGCAGGGAGAGAGGAGGACCAGGGUCCACAGUCUGUCUCUGUGCUGCUCACACCACCUACUGGACACCUUCUGUAACUGCCAGGCCCAGACUCUGCUCACCUUCUACUGCAAGAAGAUGUACUGUGCCGUGUUGGAGCGCCCUCUACAGGAGCUGAGGGAGGAACUGCAGACAGAGGUGACAGAGUCCUUGGCCUGCUAUAGGAAACACUGCAGCUCCUCCUCUGUGUCCCCGGGACAGCUGGUCCUUCCCCAGUACCUGAAGACCCUGCCAGUCUACCUCAACAGCCUGAGGAAGAGUGAAGUUCUGCUUCCCGGCCUCCGCAGUUCAGUACACCAACGCCUGCAGCUCCGCUGUCAAGUGGUCUCCAUGGAUACCAAGACCACAGCAGGACACUUCUACCCUCUGCUGCUACCACUGCCAGUAGGUGGCGAUACCUCCAGUCCUCUCAGCCUAGGGGAGGCUGUUCGCUGCACUGCUGCUAGCCUGGACCAUGGAGGUCUCUACCUGGUCCACGGACCCCUGGUUCUGCUACUCUGGGUGGGCCACAACGUCUCCAACACCUCCCUGGUCCAACUCUUCAACAUCACCUGUCUGUCCACACUACCCUCUGGAGAGACGAAGCUGCCUGUGCUGGACAACCCUCUCUCUGUUAGUGUGAGGUCACUCAUCAACACCCUGAACUCACAGACACACUACACUCGCAAGCUGCGUGUGGUGAAGCAGGGGGACAGCUGUGAGGAGGCUCUACAGCGCCUCCUGGUAGAAGAUAAGAGUCCCAACGGGGGAGCGAGCUACGCUGACUUCCUGUACCACCUCCAUGUCAACUCUAUACAACUGCUGGUUCGUUAGUUGUAAAAUGGUUUGAACUGGAAAACGCAAACGUGGGAUUCUAAUUGGACAAGUCCAGCUAAUCCCUCCCAUGUUUCACUCUGCUUUUCUUCUGUUUGGUGCCUAAUGAACAUGACCCUGGUGUUUUCAGCAGUAUGGCCAGGUUUGUUUUUACAGAUCACCUCAACCACACGUGAAUGAUCAUAUCCUUAUUUGACUUACAGUAUGCAACUGGUUGUUGUACUUGACGUUUAUCAGCAAAAGGUGAUGUCUUAUUUGUUUGACUGUUGUAGUAAUAACUUUUCAAAUCAAAUAACAUUUCAUUGGUCACAUACACAUGGGUAGCAGAUAUUAUUGGUCACAUACACAUGGGUAGCAGAUAUUAUUGGUCACAUACACAUGGGUAGCAGAUAUUAUUGGUC